Molecule: messenger RNA, 1284 nt
Organism: Lachancea fermentati
Lineage: Eukaryota; Fungi; Ascomycota; Saccharomycetes; Saccharomycetales; Saccharomycetaceae
Source: the annotation of a GenBank genome assembly
AUGUGCGGUGAAAUCGCUGGAACUUUUUUUUUCUUCAAGAUUUUUCAGUAUGUUCUCGUAUGGUUAGCACCAACUACCCAAUUUGAUACUUCCACGGCUCUUCUCAUCCAUCAAUUGAGUAGUUCGUUAGACGGUCAAUCGUGGGUCAAAAAACGACUAUGGGAUAAACUUCUCUCAUGGGAUGCUGUAUACUUCAUAAAAAACAUGGUAAACGGAGAGUAUGAGUUUGAACAUGAAUAUGCAUUUUCUUCAGUGUGGCCUAAAUUUGUUAGACUUUGUUGUCGCGGAAAUUUUGAGUUCUACCAUAUCCUUAAGACAGCGGUAUUCCUGGAAAAUUUACUGCAUUUCAUCUCAGUGAUACUCCUCUACAUACUGACUUUAAAGACAUUCGAGAAGAAUAUUUUGAAAACUCACCAAAGGUACGAAUUGGCUCGCAAGUCCGCUGUUCUCUUCAUUUUAACAGGAGCAGCAGGGUUUUUUACUGGUAUUUAUUCCGAGCCUUUAUCCAGUGUGUUAAGUUUUGCCGGGAUAUUAGCCCGUGAAUACAGUAUUUUCCACGACGUCUAUGGGAACGUGAUUUGUAAAUGGCAGAGGUGGCCACUAUAUUCUUUGGUUUCGACCAUUUGUUUCAUGGUGGCCUUUGCCAAUAGAUCAAACUGUAUUUUACUCGGCAUAUUUUAUAUCAUGGACCUAUUAUCCCUUCUAAGAAGACGGAAAAUUGCUCAAGCUACCUUUUUCCCACUUCUAAGUGGGAUCGCAUUACUACUUUUCGUUAUUUUCCAACAUUAUUAUGUUCCCUACAAAGCUUUUUGUCCUCAACGCGGAGGAUGGUGUAAAGACAAAAUUAGAAUGCUCCCCUUCACAUACAAAUCAUUCUAUUCCUAUAUCCAGAGCUCAUAUUGGAAUGUGGGGUUUUUGAAGUACUGGACGAUAAACAAUGUUCCCAACUUCAUUUUUGCAAUACCAAAUAUCGUAAUCAUGUGGUACUCUUCCGUCUACUUCUCUCAUCAGUACCCGUGCUCAAACCUUAAGCCGCUCAUUCUGAUAACUCGUAUUUUUCUCGUUGUGAUCGUAUUUUUUGCUCACAUUCAAAUAAUUAAUAGGGUUUCAUCAUUUAUCCCCCUUCAUUUAUGGUAUCUUGCCGAUCGCCUAAUUAAGAAGUCAACAAAAAAGACCAAACCUCUGAGAGGAGAUGAUACGCUAGUGAAACUAUACAUUUAUUGGCUCAUUUACUGGAUACCGGUGCAGACAAUCCUUUUUGCUUGCUUCCUUCCUCCUGCAUAA